AUGAAUGCCCUUCAAAUCAACAAAGCACUCACCAACCUCAAUCUUAGCUCCAAUGAAAUCGGUGCUAAAGGAGCACAAGAUCUUGCCAAUGCUUUACACAUCAAUAAAACACUCACCACACUUAACAUUGGAUACAAUAAAAUCGGCGCUCAAGGAGCACAAGGUCUUGCCAAUGCUCUACAAAUCAAUAAAGCACUCACUACACUUAACAUCAGAUACAAUAAAGUUGGUGCUAAAGGAGCACAAGAUCUUGCUAAUGCUUUAAAAUUCAACAAAGUAACAACAAUACUUGUUCUUCUUCCUCUUCACUAUACUUCAUCAUCUACACCCUUCUCACACAGACACUCACCACACUCAUCCUUCAGUGCAAUGCAAUCGGUGAUCAAGGAGUACAAGAUCUUGUCAAUGCUCUACACAGUAACAAAAGUUUUUGAUGAUUUAAUUCAAUUAAAUCCAACGAUUGAUAAUGAAAAUCGAGAAAAACCCAAUUCAUUAACAGCAAAUGCAAAUGCUCAACAAGAAACAACAGAUAAGACAACAAAAGUUAUUGAAGAACGAAAUAAAUAUGCUGUUGAAAUAUGUAAACGAAUUCGUGAUAAACUUGAUGGUUCAGAUCCUGAUCCAUUAAUUCAAAGUUCAAUUAGUGAACAAGUUCGUUAUACAAUUCGUGAAGCAACAGAUGUUGAAAAUUUAGCAACACUUUAUGAAGGAUGGACAUCAUGGGUAUGA
Messenger RNA from Adineta steineri, 729 nucleotides. Lineage: Eukaryota; Metazoa; Rotifera; Eurotatoria; Adinetida; Adinetidae. The record is from the annotation of a GenBank genome assembly.